Messenger RNA from Corticium candelabrum, 1817 nucleotides. RefSeq names its product interferon regulatory factor 4-like. The record is from RefSeq and is a predicted model, not a curated record. Lineage: Eukaryota; Metazoa; Porifera; Homoscleromorpha; Homosclerophorida; Plakinidae. The transcript has 7 exons. The coding region runs from base 40 to 1491 and encodes 483 amino acids. Gene Ontology annotation, molecular function: DNA-binding transcription factor activity, RNA polymerase II-specific; protein binding; RNA polymerase II cis-regulatory region sequence-specific DNA binding. Gene Ontology annotation, biological process: immune system process; regulation of transcription by RNA polymerase II. Gene Ontology annotation, cellular component: nucleus.
CCGCUGUAAAGUCAGUCCUUGCAUCGCCUGCGCAAUACGAUGGAGCCAAGAAAGCAAAGGUUAAUGCCGUGGCUGUAUCAACGCAUCGAGGACGGCAUGACUCCUGGCCUCUUCUGGAUCGACAAAUCGCAGCUCAUUUUCCAAAUGCCUUGGGUGCAUGCAAAGAAGAAAAGCUACGACAUGGACCGAGACGCGGCGCUUUACAAAUCAUGGGCUCUCAACAGCGGUAAAUACCUCCCCGAACGCGAUGAGCCCGAUCCAACAACUUGGAAGAUCAAUUUUCGCUGCGCACUCAACAGCCUGAAAGGACACAUCAACCUCGUCAAGACCGACGAGAUCGAGGGCUACAGACGAAUGCAGUUCAGCCGACAGGCGCUCAACGAUCAGCUCGAGUUGGAUCAGGCGAGAAAUAUCGGUCGCAAACUGCUCGACAUGCACGGCGGACAGCGUCGCAGUGAAUCGUCGUUCAACAGCAUGAGCACGCCGUCGUUGCUGCGAAACUUCAUGGAACCUGGAUCUCAGUCCGAUACAUUGUCUAUCUGCGAUGAUCAGAACUACAGAGUUCACGGAAGUUCUACGCCCGCCAAGUCGUUGAGCAGGAGCGACAGCUCGCUGUCAUCACCAGAAAGUCACACAACUGGAGAAAUCGACGACCAACGGUUGCACGUGGCUCCGGGUCGUUGUCCUUCCCAAGGCAGUGAAAACUCAGAAGAUUCAGGCCUUGGUAAGCAGGGGCGCUGUCCAGAUGAAAUUGAGUUUAUUGGAAGUUUGAUUGAUCAGCUGACUGAAAGCCCAGCUGAGAUUUCCUAUGAUACUGACAUAUGCAUAUUCUACUACAAUAAGGAAGUCAUGAGAUUCCGAGUGAGCAAUCCAAGAGGCUGCAGAAUUUACUGGCCUACUCGUGGUGAUGACCUGAAACUUGAACCAGAAGAACAUGACCGAUUCUUUGGAAGUCAUCUCCGAACACAGAUUGCUCUCCCAGAUCCAGUUUAUGACACACCACCAUUGAGAAAACUUCUGAAAAGCAUGCAAAGAGGCAUUCUCUUGGACAUGUCCAACAACGAUCUAUAUGCCACACAGUAUGGCCGUUGUUCUGUCUACUGCAAUGACACACGCAUGGAGACUACCGAUGCAGGCAAACUGGGUCGGUAUGAGAAAACCAAAGUGUUUGACUUCCGAGGCCUUUUUACUCCCCACUUUGAGAAUCAUUGUGCCAAGUUAGGAGGCUGUCCAAGCACCGAGUUGUUUUUCACAUUUGGCCAGAAGUGGCACCACUCGAGACCAGCCGAGGAGAACAUCUUGUCCUUCACUGUCACUCAUUCAUUGGCAAGAAAUAAGGUGCAGAGACGCCAGCACACAUCUACAACAAAACUGCACCUGCAGUUGGAGAUCGAUAAGCCGACCAACGAAGAUGAGUACGUCAACAUACUGUUGGGCUUCUAUCCGCCAUAUUCAUAUUCCUCUUCUGCAAUGCAGUCAUCACUUAUGUAAGUCGUUUCGGCUUUUUGAUGUUGACAUGUGAACACAUGAAUGAAGUUCACUAAUAGGUGAACUGAUUGCAGUAUUCAUUAGCUGUUUUAUAUAGUUGCAUCACCUCGCUUCCCUACUGGAAGUACGUGUCUGUAGUUAUCCGCUGGAUGCCCUAGCAUUGAUUUUAGUUUUACUAAGUUGCUGUUUGUUAGUCAUAUGCCCUUUUGAUCAUUUGAUCCUUUUUGUGCUAUGGUCUCUUUGACUUUAACAUUUGUAUAAGCUGGUGCUUCUGACUUCUCAGUAAAGCUGAGAUUAUGUGACAAAUCUAGAAGAUUUAUAUACUGUGA